AUGGUUGUCUACUCUUUUUACAUAUUUGAUCGGCACGCCGAAUGCAUCUAUAAGAAACGCUGGCUGCCUUCCUCGAUUUCAUCGUCUGGCAAAUCCUCGAGACCGUCUUCGCAAGCAUACGUCAACGGCGGCCCUCAAGCCCGUUCUAUCCUGAGCGCAGAUGACGAUGCCAAACUCAUCUUUGGAACAAUCUUCUCUCUGCGGAAUAUGGUGCGCAAGCUAGGAGGAGAGGACGACAGCUUUCUUUCCUACCGAACUUCACAAUACAAACUUCAUUACUACGAGACUCCAACAAAUACCAAAUUUGUGAUGCUCACCGACACGAAAUCGGGAUCAAUGCGAAUCGCGUUGCAGCAAAUAUACGUCAACUGCUAUGUGGAAUAUGUGGUCAAGAACCCACUCUCCCCAGUCGAACAUCCGGGAGGCGUCGGUGUCAAUAAUGAGCUCUUCGAGGCCAGCCUGGAGCAAUUUGUGGAUCGUGUCUUGAAUGCAGCCUGA
Molecule: messenger RNA, 498 nt
Organism: Rhinocladiella mackenziei CBS 650.93
Lineage: Eukaryota; Fungi; Ascomycota; Eurotiomycetes; Chaetothyriales; Herpotrichiellaceae
Exons: 4
Coding region: 1-498 (165 amino acids)
Biological process (GO): endoplasmic reticulum to Golgi vesicle-mediated transport
Cellular component (GO): TRAPP complex
Source: RefSeq, a predicted model, not a curated record